This is a messenger RNA of Musa acuminata AAA Group (dessert banana), 960 nucleotides long. Its product is annotated as probable inorganic phosphate transporter 1-4. Gene Ontology annotation, cellular component: membrane. The record is from RefSeq and is a predicted model, not a curated record. The transcript has 2 exons. Bases 91 to 960 code for a protein of 289 amino acids. Gene Ontology annotation, molecular function: transmembrane transporter activity. Gene Ontology annotation, biological process: transmembrane transport. NCBI's taxonomy places the organism in Eukaryota, Viridiplantae, Streptophyta, Magnoliopsida, Zingiberales, Musaceae.
UUCUCCUUCCUGCGACCAAGCUCUGGUCUUCCUCUUCUCCUCCUCUUCUUAUAGAGCGGUUGCACAAGCAGAGGAAAGUACGCUGCAACGAUGGCCGGAGGUCAGCUCCAAGUGCUCGGGGCACUCGACCUUGCCAAGACGCGGUGGUAUCACUUCACGGCCACCGUCAUUGCUGGCAUGGGCUUCUUCACCGACGCCUACGAUCUCUUCUGCAUCUCCUUCGUCACGAAGCUCCUUGGCCGCAUCUAUUCCUUCGACCCCAACUCGAAAUCACCCGGGACGCUCCCGCCCAACGUGUCCGCUGCCAUCACCCGCGUGGCCUUCUGUGGUGCCCUCUCUGGCCAGCUCUUCUUCGGGUGGCUCGGCGACAAGCUUGGACGCAAGAAGGCGUAUGGCAUGACGCUCAUGCUCAUGGCCAUCUGCUCCAUCGCGAUCGGUCUCUCCCUCGGUCACACCGCCAAGGGCGUCAUGGCCACCCUCUGCCUCUUCCGCUUCUGGCUCGGCUUUGGUGUCGGCGGCGAUUACCUGCUCUCCGCCACCAUCAUGUCGGAGUACGCCUACAAGAAGACCCGUGGCGCCUUCAUCGCAGUCGUUUUCACUACGCAGGGCUUCGGCAUCCUCACUGGCGGAAUCGUCUCCAUCAUCAUCUCCGCCGCCUUCAAGGAGCGCUUCGACUAUCCGGCCUACAGGGACGACCGCACCGGCUCCAGCGUCCCGGAGGCCGACUACAUCUGGUGCACAACUCUCAUGCUGGGCGCCCUCCCGGCUGCCUUAACCUACUACUGGCGGAUGAAGAUGCCAGAGACCGCGCGGUACACUGCUCUUGUUGCCAAGAACGCGGAACGGGCGGCCCCCGACUUGGCCAAGGUCAUUCGAAUUAAGAGAGAAAGAGUUCUCUGGAAUAAUUCGAUUAGAGUGAGGAGAAACUAUGUGUCUGAUAGCAUCAUGCCCAGUAUAUAG